AAAUGAGGGGAUGUAGGGUAGGUAUAGGAUAGGACAGCUUUGAAGAGAGGAGAGAAAACACAUUUCUUUUUCUUUUUUAUUUAUUUUUAUUUUUAUUUUUAAGAAUUAAAGAAAAAUUUUAAAUUAAUUUUCUCUCUCUUGGAUGGAGACUUGAACGCAUAUUCAGAAUGGGAUUGGGGAUGUGAAUCGUGGUGAGGUGUUUGAUGGUACAAACCUGCUUUUUGGUGGAAGAACCUGAUGCCCUUGAUGUGUGAGUGGGUGGUGCUGUUUUCUCUAACUCUAGAUCUCUCAAUCUCUCCCUCCUCCUCCCUCUCCACCUUCUCUACCUUCUCCUCCUUUUCUCUUUCUCUCUCUUCUUCUUGCCCUUGCUUUGUAUUUUAGUCUGCUAAAUCCCCUUGUUUUUUAUGUUUUUUUGGGCUGUUUAAGUCUCCGUUAUCUCUCCCUUUUUUUUUUUUUUUUCUUCUUUUUUAUUUCUUCUGUCCUGCCCAUCCGGAAAAAGCUUCCAAAGGGGAAGGUUUGUAAGAUAGCAGCCUUUUUUCUUCUCCGUUUUGUUCUGCCAUUUUUAUUUCAUUUGUGGGUUUUGUUUUUUCUGCCAAUUGCAUCCUGGGGUUCUCUCCCCUCUUUCGGUUUUGCACUGUUGUUGAGCUGAGAGCAUACCGGGCAAGUUUGAAUGGUGAAGCUUCGUUUGAUUUCAUGAUUUAUUGUCUACGAUUCUUUGCUUUCUAGGCUGCCUUAAAUGUUUUCACGGACUUUCUCUGGUCCUCUUCUUUUCUUUUCUGCUCUUCCCGAUUUUGGAAGAGGAACAAAGAUAUAGAUUUAGUUCUGGUCGUCUUCAACUAUUCACCAGACGACCUGGGAUGGGAUUUGGGCUUCUGGGGUUUCAGGGUUUCUGGGUUUCUUCCCACUGUUGAAAAUCCUAAUCUCUCUACAUCUGGUGAUUUUGAUUCUGACCAUCUUUUCUCUUUUGUGACUCUCUUUUAUCAUUUCCUCCACUUAGUGGUAAACUCGUUGGGGGUGCGAGAUUUGUUGUUUGUAGGCCUUUGAAACUUUCUUCUGUAUCUAUUAUUAUAUUCCCCUUGCUUUAGUUAAUCCCUAAUAUGGUAUUUUUGUGUGGUGUUUAGAGAUUUGAUUUAGCAAGUAUCCAAGUGCAUAGUGGUUUCCCAAAUCUCAUGUUUUGAUGCUUGUGAAAUUCGUAUACCUUUUUUUCUUUCUGGGUAUGCUCACAUAAAAUAACGCUCCUCACAACUUUGAUCCUUUAGUGAGUGCGAUGUUUGCUUGUGGGUUUCGUUCUUUUGCCCAUUUUGUUCUUUGCUUCAUCAAUCGGGCUCCUAGAGUUUGAUGAUUUGACGUAGAUACUUCAAAUUUACUCGUCCAAACCACAUAAAAUAACGUUCUAGAGAGGGCUGAUGGAUGAAGAUUCUAGUGGGGUUGUCUGAUCUUGUUGCUACUGUUGGGUGGUGGUGAAGCUGAAGCUUAAAUUUGUGAGAAGUGGAGGUCGGAGUAGAGAGAGAGAGAGAGAGAGAGAGAGAGAGAGAGAAAGAGAGAGAGAGAGAGGGCUAUUGUUAUGCGGGAGGCUAAGGUGAAGACAAGGCACAAUAGCAGGAGAAAUAGUAGAAGAGCUUGUGACUGUUGCAAAAACAGCACAAGAAGAGAGAAGCUGUUUUGCAGAUGUUAUCCGUUGAAAACCCUCCACCAGAUCCCCCAUGUCCUUGCGAAAUUUCCCAACUGAAAGGUAGUGAUGAGAGGGCUUCUGAUAAACUUGCCUUGCCAGAGGUAGAUCUGUUCAACUCAGGCCUUGAUGAUACCCAGCUACCCAAAUUCUCCAUAAGAGAUUAUGUUUUUGGUACCCGGGGCAAGGAUAUCAAGAAGAAUUGGCCUUUUUCUCAGAAAAAUUUGCAACUUUGCUUGAAGCAUGGCGUGAAGGAUGUGUUGCCACCAUUUCAGUCUCUUGAUUCAGUAAGGGAGGGGUCCUUCAAAGGAUGUGUGGCCGAGACUUGUCUGCCUGACAAGGAGAAUAUCUGCAAUUUGGAUAGUUUCAGGAACUUGAAUGGGGAGCCUUCUGGGUGGGUGCCUAGCUCUUCGGAUAGUGCUCAACCGAACCUGAGGAUAGCUGCAGACUGCAUAGACAUAAAUUCAUCUGGAUCUGGAGGAGAAAAAGAUUUUCCUUCAUCCACAACCAGUAACUCUCAAUCUGAUAUAGGGUCAGUUCAUACUCACAGGCUAUCUAGCUCAGCAGUAGAAACUGAUACUUUACUGGAAGCCUCAGCUGAACUUGAAGCUGCAGGAGAUCUCGCACCCCAUAAGACUGAGAGCAAGACUCAACCCUCUGCUAAGAAGUGCAGGUUGAUAGUGAAAUUGCGGGCGGUCUCUGAUCCUAGCUCAACCGAAGAUAUUGCAUCAAAUUGUACAACCCUCUCAGAAGCAAUGGCUUCUAAAAUAUGCCCUGUUUGCAAAACCUUCUCAUCCUCUUCUAACACCACAUUGAAUGCUCAUAUAGAUCAGUGCCUUUCUGUGGAAUCAACCUCCAGGUGGAUGGAGGAUUCUAGACAGACCAGACAUAGAAUAAAGCCAAGGAAAACAAGAUUGAUGGUGGACAUCUGCGCAACAGCACCACGGUGCACGCUUGAGGAGCUUGACAGAAGAAAUGGUUCAAACUGGGCCACGGAUUUGAGCUUACCUACUCAAAAUACUGAGGGGUGUGCCCAUGAGAAAAGACAAAGACUUUCACCUGUUCAUCCUGAGGAGACUGGCGAUGAAGGUGCAGUCUAUAUUGAUGCAAGUGGCACAAAAGUUCGAAUUUUGUCAAAGCUUAACGUUCCAUCAUCUGUCUCAAAAGUAGGAGAGGAUCCCCGGACAAGCAAACCAUUAAGAGGAAGUAAAGGAAGCAAAUUCUUCUCAACCAACAAGAGAAAGCGGCAUGUGAACAAAUAUCAUAACUACCUGAAAGUUGCUAUUCAGAGCAAAAAAGAUUGUUCUCCCAAGGCUCAUAAUUCUGAGAUUCAUGGGACUCGGGAAGAAAACUGUGGGGCAGAAGUUCAUGAGGAGGAGGAACAUCGGGCACAUAAUUUUAAAGCUCAAGAGCAGAUCAAACCCAGUGAUUCAGGAACUUUGAGACAGUGGGUAUGCUCCAAGCGAACUGGUCUCUCAAAGAAGGUUAAUGGUAAAGAUGGCCAUCAGCGGCCGGCAUAUAAGUUGCGUACAACACAAGACUUGGCAAUUGAGAGUGAUCAGUCAUGUUUGGGUGAUUCUUAUGUGGAGAAAAAUACUCGAAGAUCUCCAAACUUGAUGGAGAAUGUUAUUUCCUCUGAAAGCAAGAAGAAAGUGGAGAAUUCUUUGAAUGAAUCCCGAGGCUAUGAUGAUGGGGAGCAGUCUCCUGGAAGAAAGAGAUUGGGAAGUUCCUUGUUUAGAGCCAGAAUUAGUGACAAUGUGGAGAGGUUUCAGGAACCACUGAAGCAAAAUGCAAAUCAAUUAAGCAAAGAAAAUACUUCUGUUUGUGAUAGAAUUAUGCUUAAACGAACAAACACCAUAGGAAAUCAUGUAUCUCCACUCAGCAAUAAGACAUCUGACAUUCUUGCAGGUCCUGUCAGAAGCCCUGAUAGUUCUACCAGUGCAAACCCAAAACCAUACCGGAGUAAAUCAUUGUCAUCAAAAGCCAUGAAAUCCUCCACUUUGAGGAAGGAUGUUUUGUCAGUUCAUCAAUCAUUUUUAAACAAGAAAUAUUCAGCCUUAAAGAAGCCUUGGGUGCUGCAUUCUGAAGCAGAAAUAGAUGAGGAGUCACCUUCUGAAGGGGAUCAACAUUAUGAUAUGAUGCAUGAUCAUGUUGAAAAUCAAUCUGGAGUAGAAGAGAUUAAUGACAGUGUGUGUCUUGAUAGAAGCAGUGUGCUGGAAAUCAGGCAAGAAAGAGGGGCUAUGGGUGUGUCCCAGGGGGAGGAUGCCAUGGUUUUGAAGAGGUCACAAGCAUCUUGGAGUCAUGGCCAUGAUGUAGGGGAAAAUAUAGAUUCUUCUGUCAGAGUCUCUGAUGAUAUGACUGAUAAAUGUGAUGGCCUAGAAUCUGCAAGAAAAUUGGUUCAAAUGCAUGCAGCUGACAUUGUUAUUGAAUCCUCCAAAAUGUGUCCUGACAGGAAUAUUACAACUUUGAACAAAUCAUUAGGUCCCAAAUUCAACAAGCUGGCUAAUCCUCCGGAAAAUGGAUCCAGCUCACUGCAACCUAUGGAAGAAUAUAAAGGGCCUCUAUGUGAAGAUGAAGCAUCGUGCCGUUUAACUGAUCCAAGUCUGGGAGAUGAGCAAGGGAUGUUUUGUCUAGAUGAAGUUGGCAAUGGCAUAAUUGGGCAAAACUCCUUUUUGGGGGCUGCUAUGGAGUCUAAAAUUGGGCAAGGGAACUCCUUUCCUGAGGUUGAUCCAAUACCUAUUCCAGGACCCCCAGGUUCAUUUUUGCCAAGUCCUAGGGAUAUGGGCUCUGAAGAUUUUCAAGGGCACUCAUCAUUAACAACAAGCCUGGUUCAAUCAUCCUCCCAAGAUCAACAUGAUUUGGUUGAUGGCGAUUCAUCUGAUUCUCCUAUUUCUGCAACAUCAACCAUCUCAAACUCCACUGUAGCAAGACCUGAUUUAAAAUGUUCAGAACAGUUAUUAUCUGUCAGAGCUCAUUCAGUUCAAGAGAGGAUCAGGUCAGAUUUCUCAGCUACUAGCAUUUGGCCUGUACUGGAAAAUGAUCUCAUGGUUCCUGAGAAGGUUAGUGUUGGAGCAGAAAGAAUCCUUUUGGAUGGAGGAAAUUUGAAAUUCAAAGUGACCUCUUCCAUAAAGGGACCUCUCAGUUUCCAAGAUGAUGAUCAGCCAUGCUGUUGCUCACGGAAGGAGAGGACCUCUCAAGGUGUUGCUUUAAAUUAUCAAGAAUCACAGCUUCUAAGGCGAAGGACUAUGGCUUCAGUAAUGUUGCCUGCUAUUGGGAAGCAAACAGGCUGCAAUAUGAAUACUAGACCGAACAAUUUGAAUGUGAGUCCUGAAAUGAUUUCUAUCAGCAACUGUCCUAGUUCAGGAUCUGAAAAGGUGGUUUUCCCUGUCAUGAAGGCGUCUACUGAUACAAUUCCUAUAAAUGGUUCUACUGAUGCUGCACUAAAAAUCCCAAGUCACAGUGACUGUGAUUCUGCCAGUCCAUCUGGUUCUAAUCCGAUUCUCAGGCUGAUGGGAAAAAAUUUGAUGGUAGUCAACAAAGAUGAAGUUGCACCUAUGCAGCUCGGAGAAACCCAACCAGUUCCACUGAGUAACUGUCCGAAUCCACAGUUUCUGAACUUUUCUGGAGUCUCUCAUGGCAAUGCUCAAAAUCCUGACUACCAUUACUUUCAUCAUAUGAUCCCUCCAGGUUCUUUCAGAUAUAUCCAGGAUCCACAUAACACAGUAGGGCAGUGUUCUGGUAUCAGGUUGCCAAACAGUUUUGAAGGCCACUGUAAUCCUAAGACACCACAGGCACUGGAGGGCAUGUUUCCUAACAAGCAUAUGGGUGGUGCUUUUGCAGCUUCCUUGGGACCGCAUGACUACAAAGGUGAAUACAAUUUGGUGACUCAACAGAACAGACCCACAACCAGACUGGGUGCAACAUCGGUAUAUCAUAUGGAGAAAGCAACAAAUUCUCCUCACCCCCAAUACAGGAAUUCAUCUUCCAUGGGAAGUUCUAUUAAAGAAAUCAUCAUCAUUGAUGAUACUCCUGAAAGUGAAGCUGAUUCAACCACUGAUGAUGCCAAACACACUAAAUGCUUGAGAGAAAGCCAGGUACCUUCAGCUGACAAUUUAAUUCCAGCACCUCCCAAUUAUAAUUUAAGGCAUUUGAAUCCCCUCUCCCGAUACCAGUCGCAAGAUCCUUCUUCCCUAGGCGAAUCACCGACGGCACACAGCAACUGCUUUAUUGUGCCCCCCUCUAGGCGAACAAAUACAAGUCCUGUUAAAUGGGGUUGUACUUCAGAAAGUUCUGGUAUCAUUCAGCGGAAUCCUUUUAUAGCUUCAUCGUCCUCAACUGGUCAUCUGAGAUCCGACUUGUAUUAUUCUCCAAGCUUGUCAUAGUCAGGGAGUUUUGCUUGGGAUAGCCAUUUUCAAUUGGUCUGUCCAUUACCAGUUUUCACAAAAAUCCAGCUUGUGUUGAAAGCUUGCACCGUUUCUGCAAAACUAAUUGCUAGAAACUUUUGGGUUUUCAAAUGACUUCCAAUGGCAAACAUACUGGCGGUGAUCAAGACAGAACCUGCAAGAAUCCAGCAGAUGAGCUCUCGGACACAGUUGCUUUUUUAUUUUGAAUGUACUAAAAGUGAGUCGGAUUUAAACAGUUUUUCUGGCUUCUGAAUAGGCAAAUCUCAGUGCUUUCCCAGACUAGACAGUGUAUAAGCAAUCUUGGAAUAAUAGGUGACCCAGAGGAACCUUAGCUUUGAGUUAAUGGAGUUAAAAGUUUCAUAUAUAUGACAUGUUUAUCUUGUUCACACAUUGGACUAGAGCAGCUUUUCCUUUAACAAGUUGUCUCCUGUUAUAUUUGAGUCAUGAAAGACUUUUAGUUUGAUCA
Molecule: messenger RNA, 6538 nt
Organism: Vitis vinifera (wine grape)
Lineage: Eukaryota; Viridiplantae; Streptophyta; Magnoliopsida; Vitales; Vitaceae
Exons: 4
Coding region: 1669-6051 (1460 amino acids)
Source: RefSeq, a predicted model, not a curated record